GCAUCAAACAUUCUAGGCAGUUGGCAGUUGGUGGUUAAUUUCAUUUCUAUGCUAUGGGCAGUCUCAGCUUUGACGUCCAAGAAGGUGUUUCAAGAUUAAUCUCUGCGGCACCGCCAACCCAUUACAAUCUCAAAAUAAAUAACUUUUCCUCACUAGCAAAGAAUUCAAUAGAUAGAUAUGAAUCAGGGGAAUUCCAAGCAGGAGGCUACAAAUGGAAGUUGGUUGUGUACCCAAAUGGAAACAAGAAUAAGAAUGAGAAAGAACACGUUUCCGUUUACUUGGCAAUGGUAAAAGAAAAUUCGCUCCCGACCGGUUGGCAAGUGUAUGCUAAAUUCAGCUUGUUUCUGCUUGAUCAGAACAACGACAACUACAUCGUUCUUCGAUUGGAAAGGGAAAGGCGGUUUAACAGAUCGAAGCUUGAAUGGGGAUUUGAUAAAUUUAUCUCUCUUAAAGCUUUUAAUGAAGAAAGUAAUGGGUUUCUGGUGGAUGAUACUUGUGAAUUUGGGGCUGAAGUCUUUCUGAGCACAGGCAAAGGAGAGUGUCUGUCAAUGAGUAAGGAUGCCAUUAUGAACAAGCAUGUGUGGAGGGUUGAGAAUUUUUCUAAGUUAGUUGCAGCAGGCAAUGACUCCAUAACUUUCAACGCUGGAGAUCACACAUGGAAGAUAAAGCUGUAUCCCAGAGGAAAAGGCAAUGGAUUGGGCACUCAUCUUUCUCUUUAUUUGGCCCUCUCUAAUCCAACAACUCUGCCUCCUGGCACUAAAAUAUAUGCAAACUUCACCCUGCGCGUUCUAUGCCGCCUGGGUUCCGAAUACGAUCACUAUGCAAAAGUUAGUAAGUGGUUCAGUGCCUCAGAUUAUGAGCAUGGUUGGUCCAGAUUCAUGACACUGCCCUACUUCACCGGCUAUUUUCUGAUUACAGAUACUUGCACUGUUGAGGCAGAAGUUACCGUCCAUGGAGUUGCUGGCGCACUGUAAAUUAAACCAUAAGCUACUUUGUAUCAAACUUUAGCAAUAUAAAAAUAAUCUGUCUCUAAUAUAAUAUGAAGUUGGACUUGUCAAUUUAUAAUUAUUAUCAACUUUGUUUGAAUGUCUACUUUCAUAUAUAUACUUGGUUUGCUUACCAAAAACAUCAUCCAAUAUAUGAUUGAGAUACAGUUGAUAUAGAACCUCAGUUUAUUCAAACCUCAC
This is a messenger RNA of Ziziphus jujuba (common jujube), 1187 nucleotides long. RefSeq names its product MATH domain and coiled-coil domain-containing protein At3g58370. Bases 54 to 974 code for a protein of 306 amino acids. Gene Ontology annotation, molecular function: protein binding. The record is from RefSeq and is a predicted model, not a curated record. Lineage: Eukaryota; Viridiplantae; Streptophyta; Magnoliopsida; Rosales; Rhamnaceae. The transcript has 6 exons.